Molecule: messenger RNA, 1905 nt
Organism: Phyllotreta striolata
Lineage: Eukaryota; Metazoa; Arthropoda; Insecta; Coleoptera; Chrysomelidae
Source: the annotation of a GenBank genome assembly
AUGGCGAACGAAAAGGACCAACAAAGCGCGCUCAACGGCAUAGCGAACAAUCAAAACGCUGGCAAUCUGAAGAGAAAGGUCCCCGGCAAGGAAGACCAACCGAAAAGGACGAAAAAACGCAAGCACGAGCAAAACAUCAUAAUAACCGAUAAGAAUCCCAUAUCGUUGCUCAACGAGCUCAGGACCGGCUUGAAAUACGAAUUAAUCGAAGAAUGCGGCCCAUCGCAUUGUCCCACGUUCAAGCUAUGCGUAGAGGUGGACGGGAAAAAGUAUUACGGUUUAGGGAAUUCCAAAAGGGCCGCCAAAUCGGCGGCGGCCGCCGAGGCUUUGAAAUCAUUCAUACAAUUCCCUACGAACGGUACGUUUAAUACUUGUACGGAUAGCAAAAUGGAUUUCACAUCGGAUCAAGUGAUCGGGAAGAAUUCGAAAGAGUUGAAUUGUUUGAAACAAAACGUCGUUACCAAAGGAUCGUUGAUGUUGUUGAACGAAUUGUAUCCGAAUUCUGUGUUUACUUGUUUUUCCAACGAAAGGGAUUCGUUUCAUCGGUUUAAAAUACAGAUUACGAUCGAUAACGAGACCUUCGUCGGUACCGGCCCCAACAAGAAAUCCGCCAAAAACGCCGCCGCCUCGGCCGCUCUCUGCAAGCUCACCGACUAUCCCGCCCCCGACGUCUUCGUCCCCUCCGCCUCCGCCAAAAACGCCGCCGCCGCCGCCGCCUUUCAUUCGCGCGAACACCGCCAAUUAGCGGACGCCAUCGGUCGACUAAUCAACGACAAAUUCUCAUCGCUGAUGGCCGACGACGUGCCGCACAUGCGCAGAAAAGUCAUAUCGGGCAUCGUCAUGACCCGCAACUCGGACAUUUCCACCGCCCAAGUUAUUUGCGUCACGACGGGCACCAAAUGCAUCUCCGGAGAGUACAUCAGCAUGACCGGCGCCACAUUGAACGAUAUGCACGCCGAGAUACUAUCCAGAAGAUGUCUGUUGUUGUAUUUCUACGAUCAAUUGGAUGUACUCAAUUCGCCGGAACCUCAUCGAUCGAUCUUCGAAAGGAACUACUCGGAUGGUAGACGGUUCAAAUUGAAAGAUGACGUGGAAUUCCAUUUGUUCAUUAACACGGCUCCUUGCGGUGACGCGAGGAUAUUCAGUCCGCACGAGGAUAAUAAUUCGGUGGAUAAACAUCCAUCGAGGCUAUCCAGAGGUCAAUUGAGAACGAAAAUCGAAUCGGGCGAAGGGACUAUACCGGUGAAAAACGUCUCGCGAAUACAAACGUGGGACGGGAUCCUCCAAGGAGAACGACUACUCACCAUGUCCUGUUCGGAUAAGAUAUGCAGGUGGAACGUUUUGGGGCUACAGGGGGCGUUGUUGUCGUAUUUCCUCGAUCCGAUCUACCUGAAAACCAUCGUGCUGGGCAGUUUGUUGAAAGAGAGCCAUUUGUAUCGAGCCAUAUGCGGUAGAAUCGAGUCUACGUUACAGGGUCUACCGCCACCGUUUUUGCUAAACAGACCCGGCAUGUUGAGGCUCACUUCCACCGAAGUCAGGCAGGCUUUGAAAGCGCCGAAUUUCUCCGUCAUUUGGACCAUCGGAAUGGACAAACCGGAGGUGGUGAAUUGUAAUACGGGUAAAUUGGAGGACGGUCGAUUGUCGUUGGUUUGCAAGCAGAAUUUGUGCAACAGGUUUAGUAAAACGUUCGAUGCUUUCUCCGAUGGUACUGCAGCGAAAUGCGUACCGGGUACUCUGAUGGAAGCGAAAGAGAUGGUAGCGAAUUACAAUCAGGCGAAGAGGAGUUUGUACGAUGCUUUCGCUAAAGGCCAAUUGGGUUCGUGGGUUACGAAGCCCAUCGAACAGGAUUGGUUCGAUAUCCGAUCGUCCGGUGAUGGGGAUUGGUCGAUUCCCGUUUCGGAUUAG